AUGGACCUGAUCCGCGCUCUGGUCAACGAAAUCACUCAUAUGGACAGGAAGUCCUUGAUAUUCGUGGAUCUAGAAGGUAUCAAUCUCUCGCGCCACGUAUCAGUGGCGAUCAUGCAGGUCCUCGUGCCGCCAAAUCCUGCGGUGUACCUGAUCGAUAUCCAUGUACUGCAGAAAGAGGCAUUUACCGCAGCCACAGACGAUGGCGAGACUUUGGGUGGUAUCCUUGAGUCCGAUACCUACGCUAAGGUGUUUUUCGACAUGCGCAAUGACUCGGACGCUCUCUACAGCCAUUUCGAUAUCCGCCUUCAGGGAGUCAUUGACCUCCAGCUAAUCGAAUUCGCCGCUCGCCCUAAGCGUGGUCGCUUCCUGAAGGGCCUUUCGAAAUGCAUCACAGAAAGCCGAGUCCUGUCAAUAGCACAGGCAAAAGAGUGGGAAAAAAGCAAGGACAGUGGUGUGUGCCUGUUCGCCCCCGAGCGUGGAGGAACAUACGAAGUAUUCUUGAGACGACCUCUCUCAGUCGUACUGCAGAGAUAUUGUGCCGGGGAUGUAUUAAAAUUGCCACGCCUGCUACAGGUGUACGCUGCCCGUCUCCCAGCUCAUCUCGUGGGUCAGGUCAGUGCCGAAGCUCUAUGCCGAGUUGCACUCUCACAAAGCAUCGACUUCAACGGCAAGGGAAAGCACAUGGCAUUAGGCCCAAAUUUCACUUGGCAGCGCACCGGUCAUCAGACCCCUGUCGAUUUUCCUAUGAGCUUGGUCUGCUCGCCUGGACUCAAUGAACGCUGCAGACUUGGGGGCACCGCAACGGCUCUCACCUUGCCCUUGCCGGAUACCACUUCCGUCAGUGCAGUCGAACGCCAGCCAGGACAGACAGCAGAUGAAGUCACUGAGAUGACGCACCAACUGCAGGGGGUGAAUAUUGGUGCAGACGAUUGUCGGAGCCUUGGAUCAGCUUCCACACAGCACUAUGACAAUAGCAAUGAAGAUCAUGCCUCUGAGAAUGAUUUGUCGAUUGCAAGCGCCCUCGAGCGGAUGAUGGCCACGGCCGAUGGCAUUGAAUCAAUAUCAAGCUUGCCAUUUCGAACCAUGGCGAUCUCGCCGUCUGAUGACGAUGCUGCCAAAGACUUCACCGCUUGUAGUGGGGAUGAUUGCGGCUGGUGUGGCCAUUGUACCUACUGA
This is a messenger RNA of Exophiala oligosperma, 1176 nucleotides long. RefSeq lists its product as uncharacterized. The transcript has 2 exons. Bases 1 to 1176 code for a protein of 391 amino acids. Gene Ontology annotation, biological process: nucleobase-containing compound metabolic process. NCBI's taxonomy places the organism in Eukaryota, Fungi, Ascomycota, Eurotiomycetes, Chaetothyriales, Herpotrichiellaceae. Gene Ontology annotation, molecular function: 3'-5' exonuclease activity; nucleic acid binding. The record is from RefSeq and is a predicted model, not a curated record.